This is a messenger RNA of Rhododendron vialii, 1555 nucleotides long. Its product is annotated as F-box/kelch-repeat protein At1g15670-like. Gene Ontology annotation, molecular function: protein binding. The record is from RefSeq and is a predicted model, not a curated record. The coding region runs from base 323 to 1396 and encodes 357 amino acids. The transcript has a single exon. Gene Ontology annotation, biological process: regulation of phenylpropanoid metabolic process; negative regulation of cytokinin-activated signaling pathway. NCBI's taxonomy places the organism in Eukaryota, Viridiplantae, Streptophyta, Magnoliopsida, Ericales, Ericaceae.
AAAUACUAUAUGCAACAAAGCGCGCGGGACGCGAUUGGCUGCUACGUUGACUCAAGAGACGCGACGCUAGAUUUCUGCACAAACUUUGUACAACCCGUGUAACAUUAUUUUACUCCGCGUUCGGACAUUUCCAAGAAAGCCGAACACCCAUCCUUCAAAAGCAAAAGCAAAAGCAAAAGUGAAAGCGAAAGCAACACUAUUCGGACCCUUUUGUAGUUAUUCCUCAUCCUUCUCUUUUGUUUUCUGGCUUUCUUCAUCCCUCUGUUCUCAAUUAAAAGUGUGCUCUGUUUCUCUGUCUCUGCUUAACACUCUCGAUUCGGUCAUGGACCUUAUUCCGGGUCUCCCCGAGGAAGUCGGCCUCGAAUGUCUGGUUCGGGUCCCGUAUACCCACUUUUCUUCGGCUUCAUCGGUGUGCCGGAGAUGGAACGCGGAGAUUCGGCAGCCGGAGUUUCGGAGGCUUCGGAAGGUUUCCGGGUUAACCCAGCCGCUAGUUGUCAUGGUGCAAUCUCGGGUGAACCCGUCUGAGCCCCAUUCUGAUACCAUGAAACGCUUCGUUAAUAUGAUUUGUCGGUUGACGGUUUUCGAGCCGGAGACGGGUGAGUGGAGAGAACUGCCGCCCGUGCCCGGAUACGAGAACGGGCUGCCCGUGUUUUGUCGGAUCGUGGGUGUCGGGUUGAAUUUGGUGGUGAUGGGCGGGUGGGACCCGGUGACGUGUGUGGUUUCGAAUUCGGCGUUUGUGUUCGAUUUUGUACGGUUCACAUGGAGGCGUGGGUCCGAUAUGCUUGGUGGACCGAGAUCGUUCUUCGCUUGUGUGUCCGAUUCAAAUCGGACGGUGUAUAUUGCGGGUGGACAUGAUAAGGAGAAGAACGCAUUGAGAUCUGCGUUGAUGUAUGACGUGGCAAUGGACGAAUGGGGCCAACUGCCUGACAUGGCAAUGGAACGUGACGAGUGCGAGGGGGUGUUCCACGAUGGCAAAUUUCAUGUCAUCGGUGGUUACAACACCGAGAUGCAAGGUCAGUUUAGUAAAAGUGCCGAAGAAUUCGACGUGGCCACUAUGAGGUGGGACCAGAUCCAAGAUGACUUCUUGGAAGCCGCCAAGUGUCCAACUACUUGCUCGGACGGCGGGGAUGGGAGAUUGUACAUGUGUCGUGGCAAUGAUGUGGCGAUCCGCUUGAAUUCCUCGUGGCAGGCGGUGGCUGAGUUGCCAGCCGAGGUGCGAUGUAGCAUAUCCUACGUGACGGCGUGGAGGGGCAAGAUGUUGGUGAUUGGGUUGUCGGAAUUCGGUGGGGCCCUCAGAGCUGAUGUGUUGGAUUUGAAGAGGAACGCGUGGACGCAAGUUGAAGUACCGGCGGAAUAUUGUGGCUAUGUUCAAUCUGGUUGUUGGUUGGACAUUUAGAAACCUGAGAAAAGAAUUUUUUUGUGUUUUGAUUUUCAGCUUUAGCAAUUAGUACAUGUAAUUGUGGUUCCCAAUUUUGCGUUACUUCAAGGGAAAUAUCAUGUAAUAUUGCAAGGAGCUUCCAAGUUCUGCAUUAAUUUUGUGCUUAAAUUUCUCUAA